CUUUACCAGAUAACAAUGCCUACAUCGCCAUGAAUUCCCUCACAUUUCUUGAGGUAUAUCUUGGUCUUCGCCUUUGCACUUUGGCAGGUGGAAAGGUGGUUGGAGAUUCGAAGGAUAUCCCAUCGGAGUGUGUGACAUCGGGAGAGGUGCUGUUGUUAGUAUUGUGGAUGGAUCCGCAACAUGAGGCUACCUGCCCAACGCAAAGUCAAGUACAUUCCCUGGAGAUGAAGCUUAAGCGCCCACCGGGAUGGUGGGUAGAAAUACCAUUUUGUUAACUUAUGAAUAUUCCGCUAUCGAUCCAUGACUGGCUGUGAUACCCUACCCAUUUGUACCAAUUCAUUUGUUUUCUGCGAUAGAACCGAUCACUCUUAUACUUUAUGUACACUCAACAUGACACAGAACGAUACAUUCGUUGGACCUCUGGUACAGCUAGCGCUGUGAUUGUCUACCAAA
Messenger RNA from Suillus discolor, 453 nucleotides. RefSeq lists its product as uncharacterized. The record is from RefSeq and is a predicted model, not a curated record. Lineage: Eukaryota; Fungi; Basidiomycota; Agaricomycetes; Boletales; Suillaceae. The transcript has 3 exons. The coding region runs from base 30 to 275 and encodes 81 amino acids.